UCCUCGGCGCUGAGCGCGGCGGCGGCCCGGGCAGCCCCACGCUCCUGCCUCGCGCGCCGCCCGCGCCAUGAAGCACAUCCCGGUCCUCGAGGACGGGCCAUGGAAGACCGUGUGCGUGAAGGAGCUGAACGGCCUCAAGAAGCUCAAGCGGAAAGGCAAGGAGCCGGCGCGGCGCGCGAACGGCUAUAAAACUUUCCGAUUGGACUUGGAAGCGCCCGAGCCCCGCGCAGUCGCCACCAACGGGCUGCGGGACAGGACCCAUCGGCUGCAGCCGGUCCCGGUCCCGGUGCCGGUGCCAGCCCCAGUGGCCCCGGCCGUUCCCCCAAGAGGGGGCGCGGACACUGCCCGGGAGCGCGGGGGCUCCCGGGUGCCCGAGGUCUCCGACGCGCGGAAACGCGGCUUCGCCCUGGGCGCAGUGGGGCCAGGACUCCCCACGCCGCCGCCGCCGCCGCCGCCACCGCCGCCGCCGCCGCCGCCGCCUCCUGCGCCCCAGAGCCAGGCUCCUGGGGGCCCAGAGGCACAGCCUUUCCGGGAGCCGGGUCUGCGUCCUCGCAUCUUGCUGUGCGCACCGCCCGCGCGCCCCGCGCCGUCAGCGCCCCCAGCGCCGCAAGCGCCCCCGGAGUCCACUGUGCGCCCAGCGCCCCCAACGCGCCCGGGGGAAAGUUCCUACUCGUCAAUUUCACACGUAAUUUACAAUAACCACCCGGAUUCCUCCGCGUCGCCUAGGAAACGACCUGGAGAAGCGACUGCCGCCUCCUCCGAGAUCAAAGCCCUGCAGCAGACCCGGAGGCUCCUGGCUAACGCCAGGGAGCGGACGAGGGUGCACACCAUCAGCGCAGCCUUCGAGGCGCUCAGGAAGCAGGUGCCGUGCUACUCGUAUGGGCAGAAGCUGUCCAAACUGGCCAUCCUGAGGAUCGCCUGUAACUACAUCCUGUCCCUGGCGCGGCUGGCUGACCUCGACUACAGUGCCGACCACAGCAACCUCAGCUUCUCCGAGUGUGUGCAGCGCUGCACCCGCACCCUGCAGGCCGAGGGACGUGCCAAGAAGCGCAAGGACUUUUCGGAGCCUUUGAUAUCGUAAUACAUGCAGCGACUUUCCAAGUUGGGGUCAAGGUAUGUGGUAUUUCCCAAAUUCAUGGAAUGCCUCACCGAGCUCAUGUUUCACAGAACACCUUUUGGGCAAUGCCAAUCUGCCUCCUUUCCCCUCACUGUACAAGUGAGGGAAUGAAAGCACAGAGUGGGAGAGUGAGCUACCCAAGGUCACACAGCUGCUGAAUUGCAGAGGAAGUCCUGGCACCUGAGGCCUCCCAGUGUUCUUCCCAUUACAUCCCAGUUGUCAUAAGACUUCCUUGGAUAGAUGAUGUACGUGCUGAGAUUCCUGGGCUGAGGUGGUGGUGGUCCAGUGUAGACACCAGGAAAAGGGUGGGGUCAAGAAUUGAAGAUCAGGCCUUGGCCAGAGAAACCCCUGUCUCCUUUAAUCCUGGAUGGUAGCUGUGGCUUCAGCAGGGACUAAGAGCCAACAGAGGGCUUGGGGCUGGCCCCAGGCUGCCCCGACCGCCUUUACAGCAUGGCCAGGAGGACGGCUCCAGCUAACCCAGCCUCCCCUUCUUCCUCAGCCCACGGGUAGGCUGAACAAGAGAGAAACUUUUUCUGCCCAUGGCAGGGCCCGCCCAGGCAGCCAGCGCCGGGAUGACGCGGGCUAUAAAUCACCCCGUGGACCACAGACCCAGUGCCAUCCCCACGGGUUUCCUUUCCGCUUCUUAAUCCUCCUCCUCAGACUCGGUAACACAAAGCAGAUUCCUGCUGGGGCCAGCCAUGCGCAGUGGGCUUGGAGAAUGUGAGCCUGGGAUUUACCACAUCAAGAUGCUCCCGCCUCUCACUUUUCCUUUUCUCCCUCCUGAGCCGCUAUUAGCUGGAGAGCACUCCCUCCCUCUGGCCCGGCUCCCUCACCCUCCUUGGACCCCACUUCAGCCUUGCCCCAGCCUUGCAUCUUGGCUGGCCGCCCCGGCCCACGGGGCUCACCAGGGCCUGUGGUUAGCAGGCCCUCCAACGUCGUGGUUUGGCUCCAUCCCGGCUCCCCAAGCCUCUGUCUCAGUGAGAGCAGCCUCUGUGUGGUAGAAUGAACACUGUCGAUCUGGAUUCAAAUCCUGGCCCUGGCAACUUCCAGCACUUCCUUCUCGGAGCCUGGGAUUGCUCCCUCAUGAGAGGGGGAAUGAGAGUGCUCCCUGGCAGGUCGGAGGCGCCUGACAGAUGUUUUACUUUAAAAAUAACUACUUAUUAAUAGCUGUUGGUUGAGGGUUGGAGCACGAAUCAAAAGGGUGUUUGGAGUUGCUUUAAGAGGGAUGUGUUGUACCAGGUUCAGGGACUUUGUUAUUUUUCAUCCUGGUUGGAUCUGGAGGUCUCACAGAGCCUCCCCACCAGCUCUGACCUCCCCAGAGAGCUGAAACCCCACAGCCCCCAUGACCUUGCCCCCUGUCCCAUUGCUUCCUGGUAGCCAGUUACAACCUCUGCUCAGCGCCAAGUUCAGCUGCCAGAAUGAGGAUUGCACAGAUCAGGGCUGCAGGGAACUUAAAGGUGGUCUAACCCAGCAAUUUUCAAACCGUGCUCCUUAGCACCCUGAUUCUCAGACAUGUCCCAGGCUCUCUGUUGGAAGGAAUGCAGUAGGUCUCUGGGUCCCCCUCCCUCUGUGUCCCCUGACUCCACUGCACCAAAUAGACAGAACCAUGUUUUCUGUAUUAGCUAACACGUACUUCCUUCUCCUGCUUAAAAGGAGCUUUCAUCGAUCUGCUCCAGCCAUGCCAUUUCACAGAUGAGGACACUGAGGCCUAGAGAAGUCAAGUGAUUUGUUUGAGGUCACCCAGCUGGCAGGUGAAUGUGCUACAAUUAGAAUGGGCCUUGUGACUCCUAGGACAGCGCAAGGAAGCUGCAGACGGCCAUUCCAGUGGGGCUGAGCCUGCAGAGGAGCCUGCCACCCCAGGUGGGGACAGGCCUCUGAGAUCCCUCAAAGGGGUGGCCCUGGAGAUUGUGGUGUCAGCCCCAGGUGUCCCUGAGCUUCCAGCGGCCCUGGCUCCCACUACCCACUGUGGUCCUCUUCUUUCCCCAAACCAACCAAAACGCAAGGCCUCUGAAAUGUAGCACUAAGGAGGAGGGGGGCAGUGUGGGCUCUGGAGGCAGCCAGGCCUGGGUUUGAAUCCUGGCUCUUCCACUUAUCGAACCCUUCAAGAUGGAGGCCCGUGUCUGGAGGACUCAGUGAGGGGACAUUCUGCAGGUGUCCGGAAACAGGAACCAGGUGGAGUAGGGGCAGCUUCUAAUGGCUGGUCA
Chlorocebus sabaeus (green monkey) is the source of this 3321-nucleotide messenger RNA. It is a transcript of the gene ATOH8, whose product is annotated as atonal bHLH transcription factor 8. Gene Ontology annotation, molecular function: E-box binding; DNA-binding transcription factor activity; protein dimerization activity. NCBI's taxonomy places the organism in Eukaryota, Metazoa, Chordata, Mammalia, Primates, Cercopithecidae. Gene Ontology annotation, biological process: anatomical structure morphogenesis; positive regulation of transcription by RNA polymerase II. The record is from RefSeq and is a predicted model, not a curated record. Gene Ontology annotation, cellular component: nucleus.